CUCCCUGCUCCCCAGAGCCCUCUGGCUGGCGUUUCCUGCCUUUAGCUCUCUACUGCACUCUAUUUAAGGCGUCCUAUGGGAGGCACGGUCCUGCAGGAUUCCCGCAGGCACAGCUUUGGCCACGGUCGUCCCCUCUACCUGGGCCAGCCCGGCAAGCAGGCGAGAGAGGCCCCGGAAACAUGGGUGACUGGGGCUUCUUGGAGAAACUGCUAGACCAGGUCCAGGAGCACUCGACCGUGGUGGGCAAGAUCUGGCUGACUGUGCUCUUCAUCUUCCGCAUCCUCAUCCUGGGCCUCGCUGGUGAGUCGGUGUGGGGUGAUGAGCAGUCGGAUUUUGAGUGUAACACAGCCCAGCCAGGCUGCACCAACGUCUGCUACGACCAGGCUUUCCCCAUCUCCCACAUCCGAUACUGGGUGCUACAGUUCCUCUUCGUCAGCACACCCACCCUGAUCUACCUGGGCCACGUCAUUUACCUGUCUCGGCGCGAAGAGCGAUUGCGGCAGAAAGAGGGAGAGCUUCGGGCACUGCCGUCCAAGGACCUACACGUAGAGCGAGCACUGGCUGCCAUAGAACAUCAGAUGGCCAAGAUCUCGGUGGCAGAGGACGGGCGUCUUCGGAUUCGUGGGGCACUCAUGGGUACCUAUGUGGUCAGUGUACUGUGCAAGAGCUUGCUGGAGGCAGGCUUCCUCUAUGGCCAGUGGCGCCUCUACGGCUGGACUAUGGAGCCCGUGUUUGUGUGCCAGCGUGACCCCUGCCCCCACCUCGUGAACUGCUACGUCUCUCGACCCACGGAAAAGACUAUCUUCAUCGUCUUCAUGCUGGUAGUCGGAGUCAUUUCCUUGGUGCUCAACCUGCUAGAGCUGGUGCACCUGCUGUGCCGAUGCGCCAGCCGGGAGAUAAAGGCACGCAAGGACCGCGCCUCCCCCCCAGCCCAGGGCAGUGCCUCAGACCCUUACCCUGAACAGGUUUUCUUCUACCUCCCCAUGGGCGAGGGACCCUCAUCCCCACCAUGUCCCACCUACAACGGGCUCUCGUCCACUGAGCAAAACUGGGCCAACUUGACCACAGAGGAGAGACUGGCCUCUUCCAGACCUCCCCCCUUCGUAAAUCCAGCCCCUGAGGGUGGCCGAAAACCCCCUAGCCGCCCCAACAGCUCUGCAUCCAAGAAGCAAUAUGUAUAGGGAUCUGGGGGCUUAUGUCAUUCAACAGAGCAGCCCUGAGGAUGCCUCCCAGGGGGCCCUCUCCUCAAAAGCACUUUGGAGAUGGCUGGGGCAGGAGGUAAGCACUCGCGGGAACUGAUUUCAGGUGGUUCUGGGAUAGCUGGAGCCUUUAUGAUGACCAAAAGACACUGUGGCGGCUUUGCAAAAUAUGAUUCGAACCGGACUCGGUCACAGCAGGUGGGGGUGCUGUGGGGCCUCUGAUCCUUUUCACCUGAUCCAGAGGGACCCAGAGCCAACUUGCCUCUUAGGCCUCCCCUAUCAGAGGAAUCACGGAACCUUGGGUUUUCAUCACACCCUCUCCUCCUGGGAAAACGCGGAUGCAGGCUGCUGGCUCAGCUUCAUCAACUGGACAGACACAGCCUGCGCUGGAACUAGCUCUUUCCAGGGGAACUGGUUGGUGUCUUGUUUCUGUCGCUUCUAGUUCCACUGUUUAUGCUUCUAAAAUAAACAGGACUCCAUCAUAAGUUAGGUGUGCACUGAUGUUG
Messenger RNA from Acomys russatus (golden spiny mouse), 1705 nucleotides. It is a transcript of the gene Gja4, whose product is annotated as gap junction protein alpha 4. Lineage: Eukaryota; Metazoa; Chordata; Mammalia; Rodentia; Muridae. Gene Ontology annotation, cellular component: connexin complex. Gene Ontology annotation, biological process: cell communication. The record is from RefSeq and is a predicted model, not a curated record. The transcript is spliced from 2 exons. The coding region runs from base 180 to 1181 and encodes 333 amino acids.